AUGUCAAGCACGCUCAAUGUCAACGUGGAGAAUUAUUUAAAUGAACAUGCAAAUGAAAGACACCAUCACAGAAGAUCAUCAACUACUACAACUACAACACCUACAAAGCAUAGAAGAGAUACUAAGGAUCAAAUCAUUGGGUUUGAAACUCCAUUAGAUCGUCAAUUACAUUUACAAAAAUUAAAUAGUUCAAAAUUUUUAAAUUGUUUUAUUUCAUUACAUUAUUUAACACAGGGGAACCAAGGAGAUCAAUGUUUUUAUGUUAGUGAAUUGAAAGAACGUUCAAUAAAUAUAGAUUUCCAAGAAUUUAAUGUUGAAAAUUUAAAAAAUUCAAAUAAUCAAAGUUUUAAAUUAAAAAUUUGGAUAAGUAAUUAUGAUUCACCUAAAAAUUGGAAAUUAUUAAUGGAUUUAGAUAUUAAUUUAUCAAAUUUAUUAUAUAUAAACAAUUCAAUUGAUUUAAUUCAUUAUGAUUUCAAGAAUAGUGUCUUUAUAUCAUUAUUUGAUGGGAUUUAUCUUUUACCAAAUGAAAAUUUUAAUCUAAUGGAAUAUUUAAAUAAUGUUAAAUCAACAAAGAUCCCCAAACCAAGCUUAUAUUCAUUUAAUUAUGAUUUAGUUAUGAAAUUAAAUAAUUUACAAUUAGUUAUUGAUGAUUUAUCAAAAGUUAAAAAGCAAUUAUCUCAAAAAAUUUCAUUAAAACUUGAAAAUACUCAAAUUUUAGAAUCUUUUAAAUUAGAUCAAUUGAAAACUAAAUUGGCAAAGCAAAAAGAAGUUAAUAAUAUCAAGAGACAAAAAUUAAAUGAAUUAUUAAACAUCAAGGAAAAAAAAUUACAAUUUUUAAAUAAACAAAAUUUAAAUAAAUUAUCAACUUUUCAAAAAUUCAAUUCAAUAAAAGAAGAAUUUAGUUCCCUCUUGAUCCAAAAUGAAACUAUAACUCAAGAUUUAAUAAUUGAAAGAUCCAGAAAAAUUAAAACCAUAUCUUCAAUUUUUCCUCUAGGUGAUAUAAGUGAAUGGUUAAAAAUCCCCAAUUUCCAAACCUUACCAGAUCAAUUAACACAAUCUCAUUUAACCCAGCUAUUAAACACAAAUGAUUUCAAUACAAUAGCACAAAUUAAUUCAAGUUUUGGAUAUCUAGUUCAUAUAAUUUACUUGUUAUCACAUUAUUUGGCAAUCCCUUUAAAAUAUCAAAUUUAUUCAUUUGAUUUCAAUAUGGUGUUAUGUUAUUGA
Molecule: messenger RNA, 1224 nt
Organism: Hansenula ciferrii
Lineage: Eukaryota; Fungi; Ascomycota; Saccharomycetes; Phaffomycetales; Wickerhamomycetaceae
Product: UV radiation resistance-associated protein
Exons: 3
Coding region: 1-1224 (407 amino acids)
Source: RefSeq, a predicted model, not a curated record